GGCACCUUCUUAUUUCUUCUCAGUCGCAGCCCUCCCCUUAGAGUUGAGCAUCAGUUUGCCUGAAGUUCAUUUCCAGAAGCAGCUCCUUCUGCAGGAGGAGGCUCCGGGCUUCUCUUUCUGGGGCUGGCUGUAGCUCAGGCCAGAGACACCUGGACACAGCCGCUGGCCUUUACAGCUGUCUUCAGGAGCUACCCUCUAACAGGAGUCCCCAGAGCUGGACCAGGGGGAUGAACCGUGAGGGAGCACCCGGUAAGAGCCCGGAGGAGAUGUACAUUCAACAGAAGGUCCGCGUGCUGCUCAUGCUGAGGAAGAUGGGGUCAAAUCUGACCGCCAGCGAGGAAGAAUUCCUGCGCACCUAUGCGGGGGUCGUGAGCAGCCAGCUCAGCCGGCUGCCACAGCACUCCAUCGACCAGGGUGCGGAGGACGUGGUGAUGGCGUUUUCCAGGUCAGAGACGGAAGACCGGAGGCAGUAGCUGAAAGCCCCUUGGGAUACCCUGAAAGCCACCGAGGGCCACAAGAUCUGUGGGGCUCCUUUCCCAGUUGAGUGGUAGCAAACCACCUUCCGCUUCCAUCCCUCUGCUCCCCUCCCCACCCUACCCCCCACCUUCCCCACCCUAGCCACUCCGCAGGGCUGGCAUCAGGGAGAUGCCGGCGGUGGUUUGUGAUUGGCUUGAAGGGAUGGACUGUGAUUGGCUGCAGGAAGAAACCUUUUUAUUUUUAAAUCUUGACCAACGGAAACCUUUUAUUUUUAUUUCUGACUCUUUAUUUUUUUAAAAAUUUGCGCCUCGGUAUCUGGCUUCCCCGGAAGCUCUCCGAGCUCUGGUGCUUUAUUUAGGUCAUUUUUUUAGGAUUGUGAAAAGGCCCAAUUGGCUACUUAAACUGGAAAAAGAUUGUGAUUGGCUGUCUUGUGGGAAAUGGUCUUUUCUUUGAUUGGCUGCAGGUGUUCUGCUCGUAUUACCAACUUCCUCUCUUCUGAAUGCAGAAAACAGGGUUUGGGGAUAAUGUUAUAUUUGACUUGAAAAAAGAAAAGAAAGAAACCAAAUUUGUGCAAUGUUUAUUACACAAAGAUCUUGCUGCUGCAUUCAUGUAUUGGGUCCGUAUUUGAAUUUGAUUGGCAGUCAAUAUGUGGAUUUGGUUUCCCAUUGGCUCACCCCUGACUCCCGUUGCCAUGGGCUUACUUCCACUCUGCUGCUUAUUGGAGGUCUGAGGGUACACCUGGAGAUUGUGCGCUUUAUUGACCACACAUGCCUCCCCUAGCAAAAGGAUUCCAGGGACCAUGAGCCAGGUCCACAGCUGGAAGGAGCAGUUGUCCUGAGCCUGCAGCCCAGAGCUCAGGGCUUACCAGGAGGCAGGAUUUAUGUACUCAGUUCUGAGAGCUGGCAGGCAGCCAGUUUCCCUGGGGGGGUGUGAUCCUGCAGACCCCCCCCCCACCAGCCCAUGCUAACCAAGCACAUAACACUGACUGGCAGCGCCAUCCUCUUUGCUGCCUCCUGUGUCUCACUUCCUUGGGACUUAGCAUCACCAGAUCCUGAAGAAGAGGCGUCUUUACCCGAGCAGAUACCCCAGUUUCACUCUCAGACCCCCAGAGACCUUCACUCCAAGCACCAACCUAACUCGGCUUCCCAGGGUCCCUUGCAGGGGUGGAAGGUAGGUCUGAGGUAGCAGGUGUGCUCUGGCUAACCCAAGCCCCCACUGCACAGUACCUGUCCAUGUCAGCCUCAAAGGGAUCGUAACGUGGCUUGUUUAUGAGAUGCCCACGAGGAAGACCAGCUAGGCCGCCAGUAAGUGGGCCCCACAGGCUAGCCCUCUGGGACACAUUUUACAGCAGCUCCUGAGGAGGGUCUGGGUCAUCAUCCCACCCACCCUUACCCCUACCCCGCCUUUUCUGGGAAGUAGAGGAAUGGUAAGUGCCUGGAACAUCUUGGCGCCAGGGAGUGUACAGGAGCCAACACGUCUUGAGACCAAAGCCGUGGGGGACCUCACUGUUGGUGGAUAGUUUGCACUGAUCAGCCUUGUUCCAGGAGGAGAAUUCAAAUGUCAUAGCUAAGGCCCAUAUCCUCCAGCACAUGGUCCCUGUCACUGACAGUAGCAUGCCACGGCCAUUGAGUUCCAGGGAGCAAGGCCAGUGGAGAAUCAGCUACGCCCAUGCCAGCCUGACCAGCAAGGUCUGAGGGUAUCGCUCCUGGAGAGGAGCCGUGUGCGCAGGCACAGUGAGAGUUCACGCACAGGCAGACGCUCACACUGUGCCAGUUCAGCCGGCCUGGAGAUUCAGCUGAGCCCCUGGGCAGAGAUGGGGUUCUUCAGUCCCACUCACUCAGGAGAGUGUGUAAAGUAGGGUGCCGCCACCUUCAGUUGGCUCCUGCCACUCCCUCGGAGCCGAGCCCUGGCGGUGGCGUGUGCUCACUCUUCCUGCACUGAUGGACUCCCCUGCUGAGGAUGUGCACGUGUCCUGUGGCUUCUUACUCCAAUGGAAAGUGUGUCUAAUGGAGAAAAACAGAACAAUAAAGAUUUUCAUA
Messenger RNA from Microtus ochrogaster (prairie vole), 2516 nucleotides. It is a transcript of the gene Ctnnbip1, whose product is annotated as catenin beta interacting protein 1. Gene Ontology annotation, biological process: negative regulation of Wnt signaling pathway. The record is from RefSeq and is a predicted model, not a curated record. NCBI's taxonomy places the organism in Eukaryota, Metazoa, Chordata, Mammalia, Rodentia, Cricetidae. Gene Ontology annotation, molecular function: beta-catenin binding. Bases 228 to 473 code for a protein of 81 amino acids. Gene Ontology annotation, cellular component: cytosol; beta-catenin destruction complex; nucleus. The transcript has 5 exons.